AUGUUUAAAUACGCACAUGAUAUCAAUGUUUCUGAAUAUAUAUUUAAUCAAGAGUAUACAAGUUCCUUGCAAGAUGUUACUAAUUGUAUUGUGAAUUGGUCCACUUACGGCAAUAAAUUUGAACUCAACCCGAUAAAAUUCAAGGAGAUUGUGAUUAACUUUCAACGUAAUGAACCUGUUUUCCCGCCGAUAAAGAUAAACAGAAUUAACGUAGAGCGUGUUGAAAAAGCAAUGAUUCUCGGUUUAUUGGUCACUCAAGAC
Messenger RNA from Paramuricea clavata, 261 nucleotides. Lineage: Eukaryota; Metazoa; Cnidaria; Anthozoa; Malacalcyonacea; Plexauridae. The record is from the annotation of a GenBank genome assembly.